AUGUCGAUGAUCAUGAAUUUCAUCCUGCUUAACACAGUCAUCCUUGUCGGUAUUCUGCUUCUUGGUGUCAACAUCAUCAUCCUCAUCAUCUUCAGCUGCCUCGGCUUCGUCUUCUUCAUCUCCAUCUUCUACCUCAUUUCCUUGAUGGUGAUCUCCGAGCUGACGUGGUGGGGCACGCAGGUGAUCCGAUAUAGAGGAAGACAACGAGAGCAGGAGCUCGGGGACUCUGAUGAGAGAGCUGCGGGAGUCGGUGGUGGAGGAGGAGCACGGCGGAGGAGGCUGCCGGAAGCAGGGAGCCAGACCCGGAACAAUGCAAAGAUGGCUUUUCAGAGCAGCCGCGGCGGCGGCGCGCGAGUCUUCUUCCAGAGCCCCCGAGGCGGCGCUGGCGGUAGCCCGGACUCUAGCCGCGGCGCGGGCUCCUCCCGGGAGGACCCGGCGCCCGUGGCCCCAGCGGCGGCGGGCGGGCAGCUCCAGCAGCAGCAACUGCAGCAGCGGCGCCACCAGCAGGGAAAAGUCACGGUGAAAUACGACCGGAAAGAGCUGCGCAAGCGGCUGGUGCUGGAGGAGUGGAUCGUGGAGCAGCUGGGGCAGCUAUAUGGCUGCGAGGAAGAAGAAAUGCCAGAUGUAGAAAUUGACAUCGAUGAUCUGCUUGACGCAGACAGUGAAGAGGAGAGAGCUUUAAAAUUACAGGACGCUCUUGUAGACUGCUACAAACCAACAGAGGAAUUUAUCAAAGAGCUGCUCUCUCGGAUACGAGGCAUGAGGAAGCUGAGCCCUCCGCAGAAGAAGAGUGUAUGAUCCUGGUCCAAGGCGGAGUUUUCCUGGCAGUGAAGAAGGGGCCUGGGAUUUGGACUACAAGAUGACAUUUACUGAAAAAUAGAUGUCCUUAUGAACAA
Messenger RNA from Chrysochloris asiatica (Cape golden mole), 896 nucleotides. RefSeq names its product protein phosphatase 1, regulatory (inhibitor) subunit 14C (gene PPP1R14C). Gene Ontology annotation, cellular component: cytoplasm. Gene Ontology annotation, molecular function: protein serine/threonine phosphatase inhibitor activity. The coding region runs from base 1 to 798 and encodes 265 amino acids. Gene Ontology annotation, biological process: regulation of phosphorylation. NCBI's taxonomy places the organism in Eukaryota, Metazoa, Chordata, Mammalia, Afrosoricida, Chrysochloridae. The transcript is spliced from 7 exons. The record is from RefSeq and is a predicted model, not a curated record.